AUGUCUCGAUUACACGGUUACACAGUGGGGACGGGAUCAUUUAUCGGGACCUUUAUAUUCCAUUCAACGAGAAAAGAGAUUAGGCGAAUGAAAAAUGGCCCAGGUUCCUGGUGGGUCUUGAUUGGCACGCCUGGAACCCACUACAGAGACGGCGACGGGAGACGCUCCGCUCGAACUGCCCCAGCCGGACCCGCCCGUCUCCAGAAACCACCGGGGUCACCGUACCAGCAUUACUUCGAAAGCAAAAGGAGCAGAGGUGGUAUGAAUUAUGACAAUAAUCGUGCAUCCACGUUCCAUGUUCCUGGGAUGACUGUGGCCCCCUGUGGCUUUUCUCCUCAAAAGCUGGAAGCCUGGAACACUGACGGUGGCACCGCCCUUGCGCGAAGCUUGAGGACCGUCAUAAUUCCGUCAGCCUGCAAAUGUUCAGGUCGACCAGGAGUGAUUUUCCUGGCGUGGGCAUCAGCAUCGACAUUAUCGGUGGACGUGGAUCAUUUGUUCUUAUUAUUGCUCAAGAUCACGUCGUCCUUCUCAAAACGAAAUUAG
Paracoccidioides lutzii Pb01 is the source of this 543-nucleotide messenger RNA. RefSeq lists its product as hypothetical. The transcript is spliced from 2 exons. The record is from RefSeq and is a predicted model, not a curated record. The coding region runs from base 1 to 543 and encodes 180 amino acids.